This is a messenger RNA of Cloeon dipterum, 3861 nucleotides long. It is a transcript of the gene tam, whose product is annotated as DNA polymerase gamma, catalytic subunit tam. NCBI's taxonomy places the organism in Eukaryota, Metazoa, Arthropoda, Insecta, Ephemeroptera, Baetidae. Gene Ontology annotation, biological process: mitochondrial DNA replication. Bases 179 to 3826 code for a protein of 1215 amino acids. The record is from RefSeq and is a predicted model, not a curated record. Gene Ontology annotation, cellular component: gamma DNA polymerase complex; mitochondrion. Gene Ontology annotation, molecular function: DNA-directed DNA polymerase activity; 3'-5' exonuclease activity; DNA binding. The transcript has 10 exons.
UAGCAGUACAGAGCCCUUUUUGGUAUCUAGAAACAAUAAUCCUUUAGGAGCUAUAUUAUGAGUUGUGUUUAAAUAUAGCAGAAAAGUUGAGUGUUAAAUUUAAUAUAAUACUUAAAUCGCCUCCAAGAAAAAUUUAACGAAUUUGCUCCUUCAAAUCUUAAUAAUUCUUCCGUCCAAUAUGAUCUUAACCAAAUUGGCUAAACAGCCACGAAUUUGUCACCUUGCAAGAUGUUACACUGUGCCAAGCUCGACAAGUCAACCAGAGCCAUCAAAAAAUGCUCCUGCCUCAGCUGUUACAAAGUCAAAAGAAAAACCGAAGAGGAAGAAAAGAAAAUACAACAUCAAAAAAGUUUUGGAUGAAUUUCGCACGUUGAGUGAAAAUGCUUUCGAGCCAGUUCAGCUCACCCAGGCAGAAGUCAUGCCUGCCGAGGCUAGGAGAAAUGAGGUCAACAUUGAAAUGCUACCGAAGAGUCUUUAUCAGAAAAUAUUUGGCUGUGAUGAAGGACAACCAUUGUCAACAAAUAAAAUCAAGCAAGCUCGUGAGCAUCUGGAAAAGCACGAAUUGUUGGAAAAAGUUGAUCCACCACUACCGGAAAUAAAUUUUCCUUUACCACCUCUGCAGGGGCAGAAUAUUGAAGAUCAUUUUCUGAAAAUUUCUGAGGAACAAUGUGGUGUUUACCGGACCCUGAUGAAAAAAUUGACAUCUGCCACUGUUCCUGCCAUACCCUCAACUUGGUCUACAUCGGUUGGAUGGACUAAGUAUAUGACUGGACGCCCUCCUGAGGCAGUUCCAUUCCCUGAUGAGGACUGUCUUGUGUUUGAUAUUGAAGAAUGCAUGGGAGCAGGUCUGGGACCAACGUUAGCUGUUGCGUUUGCACCAGACGCCUGGUACUGUUGGGUUAGCGCACCACUUGCUCAGGUGCUACAAGGAGGUGGCAUUCCUCCUUCUAAAGAUGACUUCAGCCCUCUUGAUCUAAUCAAUCUGGAAACUGCCCCUGAUUGUGAAAUAAUUCCCCCAGAAGGAUCAAAGCCAAAGGUUAUUGUAGCCCAUAAUGCGUCCUUUGAUAGAGCAAGAGUAAAAGAGCAGUAUUGGCUAGAACCAAGUCAAACAAGAUUUGUUGACACUAUGUCGAUGCACAUUUGUGUCAGUGGUGUGAGCAGCUUCCAGAAGUCACAGCUGCUCCACAAAAGUGUAGCUAAUAAUGAAGAAGAUUCUAUUCUGCAAAUCAAUGCUCCUCAUGGUGAAGAAUGGCGAGAACGAAGUUCUCUUAACAAUCUGAAUGAUGUGCAUAAGUUGUACUGUGGAGGGAAAGGUUUAGACAAGUCAACAAGGGAUAUUUUUGUCACAGGCACCCUCUUAGACGUGGCUGUGAAGUUUCAGGAGUCGGUGUCAUACUGUGCUUCUGACGUACGCGCCACGCUCGAGGUAGCACAGAAACUGUGGCCACUGUUCCUGGAGAGGUUUCCACACCCAGCCACCUUCGCAGGCAUGCUGGAAAUGUCUGCAGCCUAUCUUCCAGUUAGCGAGGCUUGGACUAAAUACAUUGCUGCGUCCAACAACAAAUUUGAAGAGAUCGAAGUUCAGAUAAAGAACACCCUCUGUGCAGCAGCUAGACAGGCCUGUGCUUUGUUGCAUGAGGAGAAGUACAAAAAUGACCCCUGGCUGUGGGACUUGGACUGGAGUGUGCAAGAAUUGAAGUUAAAAAAGUCUGCAACCAAGGGCGCAGACACGGAAUGGGACGAAGAGGACCGCAACGACCCUUCUGCUGGAAAAUUCAAGUACCUUGCUGCGCAGAGGGCUUUUAUGCCCGCUCGGGUACCUCUUUUGCCUGGCUAUCCAGCUUGGUACAGGGACCUCUGCACACGUCCCGAUUCAAUAGACUGGGUGCCGGGACCAACCGAGAUCUCUCCAAGUAUGCAAGUAACACCAAAAUUGCUGCGUCUGAGCUGGGAGGGUUUUCCUCUGCACAAGGUCAAAGGGCAAGGCUGGGGCUUCCUCAUCCCAGGUAGACCUCCAUCUCACUUUGAUGAAACAGAUGAUGUUGCUCCUCCAGUGGAUGAAAUUUUCAAGAUUUGCAAAAAAUACGCUGCAAUCAUUCCUGAUAUUCAGCUUUCCACAAAUGAAAUUGCCGAUGAAGUGGAGAGGAAGAUUUCUAAGGCUGAUUAUUUUGCUGCUAAGAAGAAAAAGGAGAAAGGCAUCACCCCGCCUCAGUGGUACAAAGGCACUGGACUGCCUUGCCCUGAUGUUGCACUUCCUGGUGUUUGGUUUCAGCGAAUGCCACAUCCUGGAGGUGCUCAGUUGAAGGUUGGUAACCCUUUAUCCAAAGAUUUCAUCACAAGAAUAUCAGAAGGAACCUUAAGAGGAGAAGGUGAACCAGGACAGGUUUUGGAUUUGAGCAAUACCGGCUCAUAUUGGAAAAACAAUAGAGAAAGAAUCGAGACGCAGAAGGUGGUUUGGCUCAACAAUGAUGCUUUGCCUAAAGGAAUACGUAAAAACUACAAACUUGGAGCUAUUUUGCCUCAGAUUGUAGUGGCUGGAACGCUUACGAGACGCGCAGUUGAGCGUACAUGGCUCACAGCCUCCAAUGCGGAAUCGCAGAGAAUAGGUUCGGAACUGCGAGCAAUGGUGCAUGCCCCUCCUGGAUACCACCUGGUUGGGGCUGAUGUGGAUUCGCAGGAGCUAUGGUUAGCAGCCCUUCUAGGCGAUGCUUCGUACGCUGGUGUGCAUGGUGCCACUGCUUUUGGUUGGCGAACUCUGCAGGGCAAAAAAUCUCUCGGCACUGACCUGCACAGUGCGACAGCAAAAGCGGCCGGCGCUUCAAGACAACACGCUAAAAUAAUGAAUUACGCCCGAAUUUACGGAGCUGGCCAGAACUUCGCUCAGCAACUUUUGAAACGGUUUUGUCCAGACAUGAGUGAAGAGCAAUGCCGCAAAGCAGCUGUCAACACUCUGACCCUCACUAAGGGCAAGCGGAUGUACACAAUUCCAGCUAAAGCCUUCAAGGCACUCUUUGAGAAGAAUCUCAUAACAGCUGAGCACAAGUCCAACGACAAAGUUUUCUGCACUUCCCUUGGCGUCAAAUUUGGCACAAUCAAUGAAGCAGGAGAAAUCUUGCUUACAAAAUCCGAGCUGGACAUGCUUAGAGGUUUCGAAAAACUGAGUGGCGUCAAGUGGCCUCAAAGCGCCUGUGCCAAAGUUCGAUCAGUUUGGCAGGGAGGCACAGAGUCAGCAAUGUUCAAUCGAUUAGAGGAAAUUGCGAACUCACCAUAUCCUGCAACUCCUUUUCUUGGCGCCCGCCUCAGCAGAGCUCUUGAACCGAAGUCCAUAGGCACUUACAAUUUCCUAACAACCAGGGUCAACUGGGUGGUUCAGAGCAGUGCCGUCGACUUUCUUCACCUGAUGCUAGUUUCCAUGAGAUGGCUCUUAGGCGAUGUACCAAACCUCCGUUUUGUGCUGAGUUUCCAUGAUGAAGUCAGGUACCUUGUACCUUCAUCCAAAAGGUAUGAUGCAGCGUUGGCUCUUCAUGCAACAAACCUGCUAGUCCGUGCAUUCUGUGCUCGGCGAGUGGGGAUCCACGAUCUUCCACAUUCGGUGGCUUUUUUCUCUGGAGUAGAAGUGGACAAAGCAAUGCGUAAAGACGCGACUAGCGAGUGCAUCACGCCAUCGAAUCCAGGGGGAAUGACCAAGACUUAUAAAAUCCCUCAAGGCGAGACCCUUGACGUUUAUGACGCGGUUCAAAAAGCAGGAUCUGAUCCGUUCAAGAAAUUGAAGCGAAAAUUCAGCAUAUACGAUUUUUGUGGUGUCCAUCAAGACAUUAAAUGGUGACUUAAAUAAAAGAAAGCCUUUUUAAAAAAAAUAAA